AUGAAAAAUUGCUUUCGUCGGUGUCGUCAUCUUCGAAAUCGAACUCGUUUCGCCGCAAUCAAAAGGGAGAACGAGCGCGAGAAACGUGCAGCAAAAGACGAGAGCGAAACGAACACUGAACUUUGUUGCGUAUCUUUCAGACGCCGCAGCUUGGCGAGUGCUUUGGCGAGUGCAUUUAUCAUGAAAAGUAGUCCCUCGUUUGCCGGGCAAGUGAUUGAUUCGAUGCAAAAAAUGCUCGACGAAACCGACGAGUUGUUGAAAAAUCCAGAGCUCUCUUCCGAGGAGAAAGAAGGUUUGGAACGAGAGAAGACGUUUUUCGAGAAGCAAAUAUCGCGGGUGCAAAAGAACGGCGAGUUUGUUCGAGAGCAGAAAGAGCGAUUGAGUAAAACCGGGAAUACGGAUCAAGCGUAUUAUGCCUCGGGUAUAAGGAUAGCGGUGAAAGACGUGAAGAGCGAGACGCAGUUUUGGGAAACCGCGAUGGGGAUGCGAGUGACGUCGAUAAACGAGAAGAGUGGGGUAGUGCGAUUGGCUUACGGAAGGGAGACGUUGAAUGAAGAUGACGGCGGGAAAGCUUCGAUUGAGAUUCAUCCUCUUGAUUCUUCUUUGAAUAAUGGCGCAAACGAUAGCAAUAAUGUGGUUGAAAAGUUAAAGUACAUUCAGUGCACGGUGCCCUUUGGUAUUCGAGUAUCGAGAGUGUACGAAGCCGGCGGGGAGUUGUUGUACGGAUUUGGAUACUUUGACUUGCGUUCGCCAAACGGAGUUCCAGUCAUCGCAAGCGUUGCGAAACGAAGAGAUUCUCUCGAAGCCGUGUGCAUAGAAUCCACCAACGUCGACGCAACAACCAACGCCAUUCGAAGCGCCUCUGACAACGGCUUGAGCAUCUACGACGCUCAAAUACCGGAAACAAAAUCCGAGGAGGACCGGAAAAAACUCACCUCGUACGUCCCUCCGCCUCCGAGAGGAUCGAAGUUCUUAACCGCUUUACAGUAUCAAAAGAACAAGGACGGUUUGCGCAUAGACGUCUUCCCAGACGCGGCUACUGUGAGAGCGAACAUGACGUUUCAAGAAAAGGUCGCGGAAAAAGCCGAGCAACUGCGUCAAAAAGCCUUCAGUAGCGGUUCAGACGAAGACGACGAGGAAGAAGCAUCCGCCGGUGAAGACGACGACUCGCAAAGCAACUUUGCGUUCCUCGGAUUAAGAGCGGUGAGCAACGCGAACGAAACCAAAGAGGUUCCGAACAUCGGCGCCGAUAAAUCGAACAGUUGGUCGUUAUUUGUAGAAUCCUUAGACGCGUUCGAAGGACGGGUGAAAGAACAGCAGCAAUAA
This is a messenger RNA of Bathycoccus prasinos, 1326 nucleotides long. RefSeq lists its product with no specific name. The transcript has a single exon. NCBI's taxonomy places the organism in Eukaryota, Viridiplantae, Chlorophyta, Mamiellophyceae, Mamiellales, Bathycoccaceae. Bases 1 to 1326 code for a protein of 441 amino acids. The record is from RefSeq and is a predicted model, not a curated record.